Molecule: messenger RNA, 4135 nt
Organism: Polychytrium aggregatum
Lineage: Eukaryota; Fungi; Chytridiomycota; Chytridiomycetes; Polychytriales
Exons: 19
Coding region: 224-3949 (1241 amino acids)
Source: RefSeq, a predicted model, not a curated record
GGGCAUCCCAAUCCCGCCUCAACCCCAUCUCGGCCCGUCCCAACCCGUCCCUCCUGGCGACUGGCUCUGCAUCUCCCUGCAGCCACCCACCCGUACGCUCUCUUGGAUCGGCCUCGGCGAAGCACUCAUCUGCUCCUCGCAUUCGCUCGAUCGACUGCUGCGGCAACCACCACCACAACAACACCACCGCCACAACAACACCACCACCGCCGCCGCCGCCGUCAUGGAAGCCUCGGUCUGCCAUCCGCGCAUGCUGGUGCAUCUUCAUGGCCCCGCCUCGAAUUCCGUUUUUGGGCACACCCGCCAAUCGUUCAAGCUGCCCGCAAGUGUGUCUCCGUCGACGGGAGAAAGACACAUUGCCGUCGACCAGUGCCUGGACUCGUCAGCAACCUGCGCUGGAUUCGUCCAGGAGUCGCAGCUAGAUUCACUCGCUCUGGAGGCCGUCAAUGGAAGAGUCGUUGGGCUAUUUUCCUCAUCCCUCGGCCACCACUUUGACUACCAAAGCUCGUCGAUCUUCAUGCAGAUUGUUGAGGAGCUGAGUCGGAUCACUACUUCAAGCCAAGAUAUUGCUGUUUCGUUUUGCUACCUGCUUGCCACCGAUACCAAGUGCUUUGAUCUUCUGGCACAAAAGAAUGUGGAUGUGCCAGCGCACGUGCCAACCAACUUUCACGGGCUUUUCUCAAAGACGGACAACUCCUUGGCUGCGGUAAAGGAGGUUCUGGCUCAAGGAUGCUCCUCACCAUUUGUGCUGGGCAUCCGUCUCGAAUGCAAGCAAUCGGUCUAUCGCACCUACGGAUCGCUCUAUCUGGUGGAGCUUGGGUAUCCUCUGUUCAAGGGCGACCUCUCUAUGGCUAGCCAGGCUCCUAACGCGCUCUUCAAGACCAUCAAAGUCAUGACCAAAAUCGGUUCGAUGCUCUCGGGUACCGGGAACCUGCCCUACGAGGAAUCGGCGCUGACGACAAUCACAUCCGAGCUGCUCGGCGGGAGUGGUAAAGCAACGUUUCUCUUUCACAUCGAUGCAACCGAAGCGUCGCCCAACGUUGCGACCAUGGCUGACUUCAUCGAGAUCUGGAAGAAAGUCAAGAUACGCCAGAGAGUCUCUUUCCGUGACCCUCGGGUCCGGUACUUGGAAGAACUCUCGAGCACACGCGAGGAACAAAGCUGGCAGCUCCACCAGAAAAUCAGCGCGCAAUUAGCCCAAACGAUGGAGGUGGAGAGCCAACUUUCAGAGCGGAACGAGUUUAUCGAGAAACUUGAACACCAGCUCCAGCACUGCGAGAUGCAGGUGCAAUCCAGCCAAACACUGGCUGAGUCGCUCAGGUCCGAGCUUCAGCAAAAGGAGAGUGCCUGGCGUGCUAAAUUCCAAGAUUAUCGGUCCAAGCGCUCGAGCGAGCUCAAAGAACUCUCUGUCAAGGCCGAGACGACCGAGUGGGGCUGGAAGCAAGACGUGGCUAUUCUCGAGGCCUGUCUGAAGGAUCGCAACACUCGUCGCAGGCUCGAUGCGGACGACAAUCGAAGGCUUAUUCUCGAAGCCAACGUCUGGAUCAGCAACUCCCAGCGUAAAACCGAGGAGUGGAAGCUGCUGUAUGCGAAUCUUCAUAAUCUCUUCAACCUCAAGUCCGAUGAGCUUAUCGAGUCGCAGUCCCAGUUGGACGAGUAUAGGGCUGAAAUCACCCGUCUUGAGACAUCACUCAGCAACUCCGAGGUGCGAUGGCUGGACCGAUGCACUACUCUGGAGGGGCAGAUUCAGCAUAUCCGCCACGAGCAUGCCCGCGAUAUCCACAAUCAUCAGCAGAGCUUCCGGAAGACGCUGGGCGACACGAAGGAAGCGUUGGGUCGCCAAUGGGCUGAGAAAAUGGACAGACUAGCGGCCGAGGAGGAGCAGAAGCGCCAGGCCCUCCAAGACGAGAUCGAGCUUCUUGAUCAGGCCAGCCGAGACCAAAACAUGGCACACAAAAUCCAGACCGAAGACGCACAGGCUCGCCACCAGCAAGAAAUCAGCCAGCUGCACGACGAAAAGCGCAAGUGCAAAUCCGACAUGGAGGCUGAGCUCCACAAAAUGAUCACCGAGCACCAGGCCGAGCUUGUCAAGACGCACAGCCAGCACCAAGCCGAUCUCGAGAGUGCCCACAACGAGCACGAACAGCAUAUCCAGCAGCUCGAGCAGAGCCACAUGAACGUGAGCCAGCGGCUGCAGGCCCUGGUGGAUCAACAAAACGAAAAGCUGAAAGAUCUCGAGCGGCAGCAGGCUCGCAGCCGAGGCGAAGCCGCCGACUUGCGUCAGCAGGUCCAGCAACUCAACCAGGCCAACGAGGAAAAGCGCAUCAUCAUCACCGACCUUGAAGUUCAGAUCAGCACCUUCAAGAAGGAGAGUCAAGUGUGGGUCCAAAAGCUGAUUGAGUCGGAAGCGCUGCGUCUGGAGGAGAAGACCAAGCGGUUUGAGUCGGAGCGCCAGCUCAAGGAGUGCCAAAUUGAACUCGAAGUCGCACGGGUCCAGAGAUCCAGCGACUCUUCCGUCUCGACGCAAUCCCUCGAGAACCUGAAGAGCAUGCAUGAUAUCGAACGAAAGGCGAUGAAUGACCAGAUUCGAAACCUCGAGCACGGCUCGCGUCAGGCCCUCAAGCUCCGCGAGGACGCCUUUUCCAUGGAGAGGCAGCGCCUCCAGACCCGCAUUGAUCAGCUAGAGAAGGCAAAUCAAGAGUUGCUGCUGGAAAACACCCAGAGGACCGAGUCAGUUGAUGCCCGGGCUGCUCGUCCCAAGGCCACAAAGCGGACGCAGCCAAAGACCCAACCUUUGGAGAGCAUCCGAGAGGACAGUGAGAGUGCAAGCCCUUCUGUAAGCGCAAGCGAGUCGAACGGACGAUCUGGAUCAGGAUCUGGAUCUCGGACAGGGCCGGCGGCUGGCAGCAAAUCGUCGCUGUCCAAGAAACGUUCGGCCGCGCAUCUGGACUCGGAUCGCACGAGCGUUGUCACCGCCGCGGUUCCGGAAAGCACCCUCACCUCUGUGGCUGCAUCAGUGCUUAACAAGAAGAACAUUGCUCUGAUGAAGAAGCGGUCGAAUCAGCCCCUCGAACCCAGCUCUGGCACCACCAGCACCGUCGAAAAGGCAGUCGAUGGUGGCCGGAAACCUGGCAGCAGCAUUUUCCCGAUUGUGGAUAGCGACCAGGACGAUCCCGACGCCCCGUCGCCACUGCGUGAUCGCCUCAACGUCGAGACAGCGCGAUCGGGCACUGAAAAGCCCAAGCGAAGUGGGGCCAAGCAAAGCGCCAAAGACCUGCUUGCAGCUCGUGCUGCACUGAACACAUCAUCCGACGACACCUCCGCUCGUCUUGGGGGUGCGAGCCAGAGCAACGGCUCCGCUGCGGACCACCGCCCGCGACGCCGGGCAGCGCCAACCGCGCAGAUGCUCCACGUCGACGAUGAUGAUGAUGACAGUUACUCGACCAGCGAUAUGGUGGAGUACCAUGUGCGCAACCGCAAGUCCAUGGCCGUCUCUGCCUCGACUUUGUCCACGACCCACGACAGCGGCAUCGCUGAGCCAGAGCCAGAGCCGGAGCCGAGCUCUGAUGUGGCUGUCAACCCGCUCACUUCCAAAGAGGCGGAUGCAGCCCAAAAACGCAGCCCAGCAGAUGGCGACUUUACCUUCCGUGCCCCAGCUCCAGCCCCCAGCGUGCAGACCAAGAAAAAGCGCCGGCUCAAUCCCAGAAAAUCGAUCGACAAGCCCGCGGCCGAUUCCGAUGCCGGCUCAGCACCAGAACAGGCAUCUGCACCGAGCGGCUCGAGCGCGACAGCCUCCUCCAGCUCCGCGGCGAGGGAGCGGUCAGGUGCAUCCGCGGCCACAUUCAAGACCAUGAUGAGCAGCAUCUGGAAGAGCCAAAGCAGCGCGCGACGGGCGAACCUGAUCCUUGCUGGAGCAUCAUCGGCAGCACAGUCAUCCGCGAAUGUAUAGAACUGCCUCCGCCUCUUGGCCAUGGAUCGGGCGCGCUGCCACCCACCACUGAAUAUAUCGCCAUCGACCGAUACCGCGCACGGCAUAUCCAGGACGUUGUGCGUCCGCCGCGAGGAGCGAUGGUGGCGAAUGCGUAUGCUCAUUGUUGACCACAAAGAGACAAGACAGCGCCGUUGGCAGAGCUCA